CUCUUCAAUAAUAUAUAACAAAUAACCAUUUACAUUGAAAGGAGAUCACAGUAGAAGAGUUGAGUUAACAUUGAAUUAAUCAUCAAGAAGAAUGAACUUUGUGAAGAAGUGUAAGAGGGUGUGGGGAAGCAGCGAGAGAAUGUGUUGUGGUGAAGAAGAGAAGAGUGGCAGUUAUGGGAGAUUAAAAGAGAAUAAGAAGAAGGAGAAGAGGAAGGUGAAGAAGGUGGAAACCAGUGCUCCUCCACAUGGUUGUUUCUGUGUGUACGUAGGAGAAGAAAAGCAAAGGUUUGUGAUGAAGAUAAAGCACGCGAACCAUCCGUUAUUCAAGGCCUUAUUGGACGCUGCUGAAACCGAAUACGGUUACAGAAAUGGACCACUCUGCCUCCCUUGCGACGUUGACUUGUUCUGCGAGGCACUCGCUGAGAUCCAGAACACUUCUUCUUCCGUCGGUUGUGCCUUUCAUCACACUAACAAACACUACUCUUCUUCUUCAUCUUCUUCUUCUUCUACUUUAUCCGCAUCGGUUUUCCAGAGUCCAUUGUCCUAUCAUUCUAAUCUCACUGAUUACCAGCUUCUCGUAUAGCAAUCAAAUCGUCAUCGCCAAUUACUUGUAGAUAUGAAUUAGCUUCAAUUCUGAGAUUGACAACAUAGAUCGGCCUUUGCAUGUGUCUUUGUAAAACGUCUUUUUAAUUAUACGAGAGAUAGAAGAGGAGCAUGUAUCUUGCACGUGUAUAAGACUCUUUUUGUUAAUUUUUUAAAAAUAAAAAUAAAAAAGAAAGAAGAAAUGACUUGUCUAUUUGCAUAAUAA
Molecule: messenger RNA, 808 nt
Organism: Arachis duranensis
Lineage: Eukaryota; Viridiplantae; Streptophyta; Magnoliopsida; Fabales; Fabaceae
Product: auxin-responsive protein SAUR32
Exons: 1
Coding region: 92-583 (163 amino acids)
Biological process (GO): response to auxin
Source: RefSeq, a predicted model, not a curated record